CGAAGAGAGGGAAGGUGGGCCGAAGACUCACCGUCGACAGCACCAACUCCCCUUCUCUCGUCCUUUGCGGCUUGGCCUUUGGAUAAGCGUUUUGUAAGCCAAGUGUUUUCGGAAGAAGAUCAUUUUACUGAUUUUGUUCCCGAGCUGACCAGGUCUUACUUUGUGAAGGUUGUGCUGCUGGGGUGUCCAAGAAAAGAAGAAAACUGUUCCUGCAGCAAAAUAAUGAUGGUAGAUCUGAAGGUGGCUGACUGUUUGAACCCUCAGAUCAAAGUUCUGUCAGAAAGCAAGGGGCCUGUGAUAGAGAGUUCCAGUCACAGUAAGAAAUGUACUGCACAAAUGGACAAUCCCAGUCCUGAAAGCUGUCGCCAGCACUUCCGGAAUUUCUGCUAUCAUGAAGCAUCAGGACCCCGUGAAAUUGUUGGACAACUUCAGGAAUUAUGCCGUCAGUGGCUCAGGCCAGAGCUCCACUCAAAAGACCAGAUCUUGGAACUGCUUGUGCUGGAACAGUUUGUGACCAUUCUACCCAGGGACACCCAGAGCCGGAUAAGGAAGGACCAUCUACAGAGCAUUGAGGAGGCUGUGGCCCUGGUAGAGCACUUGCAGAGGGAAUCUGGUCACGCGAGGAAUGGGGUUGCAGUCCAAGAUCUGGGAAAGGAGGCAGUGCUUUUGGGAGGAACAGCAGAAUCUCAGCCAGUGGGCAUGGCCCAGGAUGAAGAAUUCUGGAAAACAUACCAGGGUCUGCAAGAACAGCUGAGCAGGAGUACUCAUACAGGAACUGAGCCUGUAUGUGAGAUGGCUGUGCCUGCUCACCAGAUCCUAGCCUUUCCUGGGCGGACAAACACUAAAGACUGGACGGUGGCACCCGAGCUCGUCUUGCCUGAGUCCCAGAGCUUGUUGACAUUUGAAGAAGUGGCCAUGUAUUUUUCCCAAGAGGAAUGGGAGUUACUGGAUCCCACUCAGAAGGCCCUCUACAAUGAUGUAAUGCGGGAAAACUAUGAGACUGUCAUCUCUCUAGCUGUGCCUGCUCACCAGAUCCUAGCCUUUCCUGAGCAGAUAAACACCAAAGACUGGACAGUGGCACCUCAGCUCGUCUUGCCUGAGUCCCAGAGCUUGUUGACAUUUGAAGAAGUGGCCAUGUAUUUUUCCCAGGAGGAAUGGGAGUUACUGGAUCCCACUCAGAAGGCCCUCUACAAUGAUGUAAUGCGGGAAAACUAUGAGACUCUCAUCUCUCUAGCCUUAUUUGUGCUCCCCAAACCUAAAGUGAUCUCCUACCUAGAGCAUGGGGAAGAGCCAUGGGUUCAAGGGUCUUUGGAGUUCAAGAACAAUCCUGGAGAGCUGCCUUCAGAGUUAAAGGUCAAAACUGACACUGAAAACCAUCAGCCUGUGUGUCUUUCUGACUUAGAAAUACAAGCGCCAGGAGACAUAGUAUCGAAAAAGACCCGGGUGAAAGUUCCCCAGAAAACCACAGGCAAAGAAAAUCAUGGUGAUACACAGAAGAUUGGGAAAUGGCAAAGAGAUUUUCCCGUGAAGAAAAGAAAGAAACUUUCAACAUGGAAACAAGAGCUGCUAAAACUUAUGGAUCUCCACAAGAAAGCUCGUGCUGGAGAGAAGCCAUUUAAAUGCCAGGAAUGUGGGAAAAGCUUCAAGGUUAGCUCUGACCUCAUUAAGCACCAAAGAAUUCACACUGAAGAGAAACCAUAUAAGUGUCAGCAGUGUGAUAAGAGGUUUAGAUGGAGUUCAGAUCUUAAUAAGCACUUAACAACACACCAAGGAAUAAAACCGUACAAGUGUUCCUGGUGUGGGAAAAGCUUCAGUCAAAAUACAAAUUUACAUACACACCAAAGAACGCACACUGGAGAGAAGCCCUUUACAUGUCACGAGUGUGGGAAAAAAUUCAGUCAGAACUCCCACCUUAUCAAACAUCGGAGAACCCACACAGGCGAGCAGCCAUACACUUGUAGCGUAUGCAGGAGAAACUUUAGCAGGAGGUCAAGCCUUCUUAGACACCAGAAACUCCACCGCUGAAUGGAUGUUUGUCCAGUGUCCUCAUUCUGAAGAAGUUCGCCAAGUGGAGGUUAACCCCGAGAUUUAUGAAAAAUAUAUGAAAUUAU
Mustela erminea (ermine) is the source of this 2111-nucleotide messenger RNA. It is a transcript of the gene ZNF75A, whose product is annotated as zinc finger protein 75a. Bases 223 to 2025 code for a protein of 600 amino acids. NCBI's taxonomy places the organism in Eukaryota, Metazoa, Chordata, Mammalia, Carnivora, Mustelidae. Gene Ontology annotation, biological process: negative regulation of transcription by RNA polymerase II. The transcript has 9 exons. The record is from RefSeq and is a predicted model, not a curated record. Gene Ontology annotation, molecular function: DNA-binding transcription repressor activity, RNA polymerase II-specific; RNA polymerase II cis-regulatory region sequence-specific DNA binding.